AUGGACGAUUGGGAUACCAAAGUUGUCAUUGGCUCCAAGCGCAACGUCGCAAAGGUCACCAAGAAGGAUUCCGACCUCAAUGGUUCGGUUGUCGCCACCGAUAAAAAAAUAUCUGCUGGCGGAAACAAGGCCCACCAAGGCACCGACCAUCAGCGUAUAGCCAAACUUGACAGAGAGAACGAAGUCGCCCCUCCAGCUAAAGUUGCACCCUCAGUUGGACGAGCAAUUCAAGACGCCCGCCUUGAGCUCAAGCUUUCGCAAAAGGACGUCGCUCAGAAAGUUAACGAGAAACCUUCAGUUAUCCAGGAUUACGAAUCAAGUAAAGCUAUUCCUAAUCCUCAGAUUCUUGGUAAACUUGAGCGGGUUCUCGGCGUCAAACUUCGGGGCUCCGACAUUGGGAAAAAGCUGUCAGAGCUCAAGAAAUCAUAG
Messenger RNA from Psilocybe cubensis, 429 nucleotides. RefSeq lists its product as uncharacterized. Gene Ontology annotation, cellular component: nucleus. The transcript has 5 exons. The coding region runs from base 1 to 429 and encodes 142 amino acids. NCBI's taxonomy places the organism in Eukaryota, Fungi, Basidiomycota, Agaricomycetes, Agaricales, Agrocybaceae. Gene Ontology annotation, molecular function: DNA binding. The record is from RefSeq and is a predicted model, not a curated record.